AUGUCCGUCAAUCACGCUCCACAGUCCCUACCUUCUUUUGCACAGGCAUUUAGCAACUCUUCUCUUAGUUCAAUCCCAAAUUCUAAUAACGCGCUACCACCAAUUCAACCAAGAACUCAUCAUACACUCUCACCCUCAAGACAGCCUAGCAUAGAACAAUUAAGAAAUUCUAGGAAACGUUCUAGAGAAGACGUAGCAAUCCCUCGUGAUAGCACAGAUGACUCUGGCCGCCAGUCACCUAGAGUCCUUAGAAUCAAGGAGGAAGAUGACCCUGAUGAUAGUAUCAUCGAUUCUCCUUCCCCUCAAAUAUCUUCUCCGACUGUCAUUCCACCGUCACCAAAGAAACGACGAGUGACUGUGAGUGGUACCACACUCCCUCCCUCAAUCGCCCCUUCCUCCUCUGAAUCACAUUCAACUCCAAUAACUCCCGUGGUCAUAUCAAUACCAACAGUAGAAGACGUUUCUUUGAGGCCCACCCUAAAACAGCAGCAGCUCAUCGAACAGCGCAGACCGAGUUUCGCGGCUCCCCCAGUUCCGAGUCCCAUGCUCUCAGCUGCUAUUAAUAAUGGUACUUCCUCCUCUUCUUCCCCCCCAGAAGGUUCCUUGGCAGCAUCAAAGCUAAGUCUCCCAAGGUUGGGUAGACGUAGUCCCAAUACAGUUACCCGUACCAGUGGAAAUACUCUUGUAUCUGGCAGUCGUGCGACUGUUCAAUCACAGCCACUCACCCCUCCUCCUAUGAUUGUGCCAAGUCAGCAACCACCUUCUGUCCCCACAAAUCAAAAUCAACCCGAGGUACCACUUAAAAGCCCUCCUUCAAACUCUCUGCCACCUCCCCCUAUUAGUUUCGCACGUCGACGCGCAGCUCAGUCCGGUGGCCGUAAAAGAAAACCCGCCGAUAUUGUCAUCAGCCCUCGUGGGACUCACUCUUCUGACCCGCUCGCACCUGUCAUACAAAGCGCCCCUCCAGUUCCAGAAUUAGGUCGGUUCCCUAUGGCUUUACCACGACUUCCAACCGCUCUAAGCGGAAACCAGACCACGCGAAGAGUAGCCACUAACGUUCCUCCAACACCUACCCGAUUUGGCUUGCAGCACACGAUAGGUCCCUCGGUGAGCGCACCGAAGACCGCGACCACAAGAUCUCCUCCUGCUAUACCAAUCGCUAGCUCAUUAGUCCCGCCUACACCUCGUGCUCUCCAACAUCCCGGUUACUCAGGAGAUAAAUCUUCAUUUCUAGCGCCUUUCGAAGUUUUCUACGACGCGCUCAAUGACUCGAAGCAGAUGAAAAACUGGCUGUCUGAGCAGCUUCAAAAAUCAAAUGCGCUCCUUCAAUCUCUGCAAAAGGUUGAUGCGGUGGUCGAGGAGUUGGUGGAGAAACGGACGCGGUCGAUGCAAGAGGAAAUGCAGGGCAUGCGCCAGCGCUUAGAUUUGUUGGAGGAGGCACUUCGUGCUGUGCGUGCGGAUUCGGUGCGGAGUCAAAGUACGAGCGGCGGCGGUAUUGGAUACCCUCAGUCAAAGUUUCAACAAAAUGGAAUAACGAGUUCGGGUUCAGAACCGUCUUCGUCGUACAGGUUCCCGACCACUAGCGCUGAGCAACGCAGACGGGCGUCGCCACCUAGCUGGGGAACCGAUAAAGACAGGGACCGCGCAGCAUCUCGUUCUCCUGAUACAGACCGUGAUCGCAGGAUGUCGGCCUCCGUCGCACGAUUAGAAGCCCCGCGUCUCGACCAGGGCCAGUCGCAAUCUCAACCUCAAUCCCAGACGCCUUAUUCGCCAUUCGCUGCUUCAUCCAGUCGUGGUGGGCCUGUUGUGCCUGCGGCUAACCCUAAAAUCACGCCGCCGCUACGAUCACAGGCCGUACCUGGGCCUGAGCGUUCUAAUACGCAUCGCCAAACACAAGCAGAUGGGGUGCGACCAUCGGGUAGGAUGUAUUACUCGGGCUCGGGGGUGUUCAAUGGUGGUAGUGGGGAGACGGUGAGGGGCGAGAGCCAUAAAAAUGCAGAGGAGCGCUGA
Suillus bovinus is the source of this 2010-nucleotide messenger RNA. RefSeq lists its product as uncharacterized. The record is from RefSeq and is a predicted model, not a curated record. The transcript has 2 exons. Lineage: Eukaryota; Fungi; Basidiomycota; Agaricomycetes; Boletales; Suillaceae. The coding region runs from base 1 to 2010 and encodes 669 amino acids.